CCGAGCGGCGCGCGCUAAAUGGGCCGCGCAGAGGGGGUUCAAUGGCCAAGCAGAAGCUCACGCCUGGGAAGCUUUCUCUGUAUAAACAAGCCACUCCUAUGGAAAGGGGUAGUUUGACCCAGGGAAGGCUAGCAGUGUCUCUCAGCAGUCAUAAUGAUAGGGGUUCACCCUCAUCAUCGCACACCCUCCCAGCUCAAGCCACACCCAUUGCCACGUCAGCAAGUACCACUGAAAUGCGGUCAAGCCAUCAGCUACCUCGAGGUCCAGGUAGUUAGACACACCUCUCCUCUCACUCCUAGUCAACUGCCUGACACUACUGCUAGUCUGCUGGCCCCCACCGUGACUUCCAGCACUCAGCUGCCUGUCAGGGCUGCUAGGAGCGGAAAGUUUAGCUCUGACUUUGUCCAGUUUGGAGCUCUUUCUUCGUUACGUGAGGAAGACAGAGGAGGAGAGGGAGGAAUAGUGGGAGAGAGGAGAGGGGAAGAAGGAGGGAGAGAGGAAGAAGAGGAGGGUGAGAGAAGGACAGAGGACACAUCUUCAAGCCAGCACCCCAUGCUCCCAGACACCAGCAGUCAAUCAUCAACUCAACCUGUACCUGGAGCCCCAGUCACAGCAACUGCAGAUAACAGCUCUGAGACUCAAAAAAAGAAACCUCGUAAACCGAAAGGAAAAGUGGUGCCCUCUCGGUACCUCUCUUCCACAAAGAGCACGCCCUCUGUCUCCAACAAGACCCUCUCUACCUCCACAGCGACCGCGACCAUACACAGGACGCAACAGCUCUCAAAGAAGACUAGUAGGUCUGCACAGAGGGCAGGGAGGAAGGAUAGCUCAAAGGUCUCUUCUCGUGUCAGCUCAAGUAGUGUCGCUCCCUCCUCCUCUCUCUCCACCACCCUACCUCGGCAUCUCUUCACACCAUCUGGUUUGACAUCGUCCACACCAAAGGUUGGCUCUCAGCUGUUGGCCCAGAGUGUCCCCACCACUGCUCUCCAGGGAAGUUUCACUGACGCCAGUACUACAGCACCAGUCAGCAACACUUACACCGCCACAAGACCUUCUACACUCUCCAGACACAGGACAAAAACUCCUGCGGCAAGUGGUAGCAUUGGUGGUCAUCCAAAUGCAGAGUCAGAAGUUGAACUACUCUAUUGCCGUCUACUACAAGCCUCCUACCUUGAUGUGAAGAGUGCAAAGGCUUUGAGGGUGCAAGAAGAAGCAGCAAAAACCCAGUUGCACACUCUGUGGAGAGAGGUGGAGGAGAGGAGGAAGGAGUGCCAGAGACUGAGAGGAGAGCUGGAGACUGUCAGGAGGAACACUGUCCUCUCCUCCGUCCUGGACGUACAGGCAAAGGAGUUGGCUCCUGUGAUUAGUAGUCUGCCCAGACUCCAGCAGCAGCACUCGGCUCUGGCUGUAUCUCUGGACGCCACUCGUCACGAACUCCCAACCUCCGGUCUCAUCCCUGCCACUGAACGUACGUCCUCUCUUCCUCGAAAAAUCAGCAUCUUUCGUGAUACUUGGUUCUCUCCCACCAGAUCAACUGGAGACAGAACUGUCUCAGUCGGAGGAGCUGCUCUCCGAUAUUGUCACACUCAUCAGCAACAAACUACCCUCUGUAAGUCACCAUUAAGAGAGAGAAAUUUCACCUGUCCAGCUUGGCCAAGUUGGUCUCAGUCUCAACCGCAGACAGCCUUUCUAUAGCCUAUAUAUACUGCAGGUGGUGUGUUUUGCUGACUCAACUGCUGCAGUGGUGCACACACUGGACCGAGAGUUUACAGAGCUGGAGAAAUGCUGGAAGGAGCUCUCUGCGGCCGUCAGACUCCAAGUCAAAGAAACAAGUCUUGAAUUUGAAAAGAAACAAAGAGACAGAACUUUGCAUUUCUCGGAAGCCAGUAUAUAGUCCCUCGUGGCAGUGAAACCUAGUGCCACGUAGCAAUGUUUAUUGUCUGCAAAUGAUUGUUGGUUGGCUCGCGGCAUGCAUUGAUAGAAUUACAAAAAUGAUGAUGAAAUGCCCCUGUCACUUACAUUUGUAAAGAAUGCCGUGGCGUGCCAAGAUGGGUGUGACCUGCCUCAACACAUGGUUCACAACGGCCUUGUUUGCAUCCGAGAAGGGGUUGAAGUUCAAGUGUUUCGUUCUCUUGAAGUUGCCAUGGUUACCGCUGUUAACAGCACAGUCCAAGGUCUGGUUGUCGUGGGAGACCUCCAGGAAUUCUAGAACUUUCCUCAGCUCCUGUCUCGUGUUAUUCACCAGUUUCUCGUAUUGUACCACGUGGACGGGAAAGUGGGCGUGGCUGAGCCAUGUGUGAAGAAGAUAGCCCCAACUGUUGCUCUUUGUCUCCACAUACCAGUCCCAGUUGGAAUUACCAAUGAAUGUCUUUUCAUUGGCCAGUCCGACGUGGCUGUCAACGUUCUUUCUGGAGUUCCAUCUCCGGUUGGCCUCACUCACCAGAGCAUCAAAUG
This is a messenger RNA of Geodia barretti, 2454 nucleotides long. The record is from the annotation of a GenBank genome assembly. Lineage: Eukaryota; Metazoa; Porifera; Demospongiae; Tetractinellida; Geodiidae.